UUCCUAAUCCGGAGUUAAACGAAAAUGUAGAGCCAGUGCCAACGGUUGAAACAGCAGCACGAGCUAUGGGCAAAGAUUGUGCCAACGGAAUCUUUAGCCCUACAUGCUUGAAGAUCGAAGCUCUUUCUGUUCUUGAAAAGCUCAACUCCAAAGAAGAAGUGAACCUUUUACCUGGACUAAGUCUGGUCAAGGAACCUAGUAAAGAAAAUGGAAGUAAAGCUGAAGAAUUCGCUGCUGAGUUGGCGAGAGCUCUACCUUCGAAACCUGAUGAGAGAUUGGACAAGUACCUACUGUACAGGCUUGGGACUUAUUUGGACACACAUUCGGUGAAACUCAGGCUUUUGGAUGAAAGUACCACUGAAGAAGCAAGGGCCCUGAUUGGCGAGGCUAGGUCCAAACCCGGCGGUUUCGGUGGCGGAAAGAAAGGAGGCAUGGGUGGCCUCAUUGCCAUGGCUAUGAUGAUGAAAGGUACCCUCAUGUCAGUCGGUCUCGGCGGACUGGCAAUGCUCGCAGGCAAAGCCAUGAUGACGGCCAUGAUGUCACUUCUCCUCUCCGCCAUCAUUGGUGUCAAAUCCCUCUCCAGCGGAGGCAAGUCCACCACAUACGAAAUCGUCUCGAAACCCAUCUACAGCCACAGUCACAGCCACUCCACGGCUCAUGAAGAUGUAGGUGGUUAUGGACAUUCUGGGUACGGCAGGAAUUUGAAUGUUAGGAGACGUUGUGCCCAAGUAGCUGACAAUGAUCCCCUUUGUAUAGCUAUGCUAAUGCGCUGGGCAAGAAAUAGUGAUAAAAGUGACAAAAUGUAUAGCAAAUAUGCAGUGGUACUGUUAGUGAUUGUGUGUGCAAGCAGUUCUAAAGCUGUCAUCGAUGGACCGCAACCUAACAACAUAAACGAUGGAGUCAAAAAUACAACUGGAGACCGGACUGGAAGGACACUUCACAAAGAAUGUAGUGGAAGUCUCAGUGCUAAGUGUCUGAAGAUACACGUUCUGUCCUUUUUGGAAGAUUUAAACUCUCGCAAUGAGUUACCAAUUUUGCCGGGACUGAGCAUUAUAAAGGAGAAUCAAACGACAAACACGACACCUGAAGAACUGGCGGCGGAGUUAUCGAGACAGUUUCCAGGGAAGCCCGAUGAGAAGCUAAAUAGAUUCCUUUUGUAUCGUCUUAAGGAUUAUCUUGACGGACAUUCUAUAAGAUACAGACUGUUGGACCCAGAUACGUCUAAAAGGGCCAUGGACAUAGCUAAGGGUGACAAUGAAGUGGUUGGGAGGAAGGGUGGCGGCGGCGGCGGCGGCGGCGGUUUUGGAGGCGGCAAGGGUGGCGGUGGUGGUUUGUUGGCUGCAGCUAUGAUGAUGAAAGGUGCUAUGGCAGCUGCAGCUCUAGGAGCAUUAGCUCUCCUAGCCGGUAAAGCUCUCAUGACAGCGCUCAUGUCCCUACUCCUCUCAGCUCUCGUCGGUCUCAAAGGUCAAGGAGGUGGAGGACACACCACAUAUGAGAUCAUCACGAAGCCAGAAGUAUCUCAUCACCACUCCCACAGUCAUGAAGAGCAUCACGAACACGACCACGGACAUCAUGGUGGCUACAGAAGAGCUUACGAUGCUAACGGCUAUAACAGCUACAUGCCUUAUGAUACCACUAGCUAG
Hyposmocoma kahamanoa is the source of this 1643-nucleotide messenger RNA. RefSeq lists its product as uncharacterized. The record is from RefSeq and is a predicted model, not a curated record. Lineage: Eukaryota; Metazoa; Arthropoda; Insecta; Lepidoptera; Cosmopterigidae. Bases 66 to 1643 code for a protein of 525 amino acids. The transcript is spliced from 5 exons.